Dibothriocephalus latus is the source of this 162-nucleotide messenger RNA. Lineage: Eukaryota; Metazoa; Platyhelminthes; Cestoda; Diphyllobothriidea; Diphyllobothriidae. The record is from the annotation of a GenBank genome assembly.
AUGUAUACGAAGCAGAGACCGGAUCAUCUUCGUUGUGCCAUCGUCGAAUUUGACGAACCGGACGCAGUCAGAAUGGUGCUUGGGAGCCAACCACACCUGCUACGUGAUCAGCCUUUGCGCGUUAAGGUGGCACUGAGAAAACGCGAGUAUGAAAAAAAGUAA